This is a messenger RNA of Fusarium graminearum PH-1, 585 nucleotides long. RefSeq lists its product as uncharacterized. NCBI's taxonomy places the organism in Eukaryota, Fungi, Ascomycota, Sordariomycetes, Hypocreales, Nectriaceae. Bases 1 to 585 code for a protein of 194 amino acids. The transcript has a single exon. The record is from RefSeq and is a predicted model, not a curated record.
AUGCGGAGCAGGAUACUCUCCAUCUAUCGUCAUCGAUCACACUAUAGGUAUAUCCAAGGGCACUUCCUCUUUCAAUAUCAUCCUGAGGAUCUGACUUUCGAUCAUCCAAAAAUUCGGCCCCCGACAGCAAUUAUCCGAAAACCUGACGACGAAAACCCAUUUACUGACUUGCGUUUUUGGGGCCCAUAUGAAACUGAAUGGUUACAAGACCAAGACUAUGCAGGUUUCUCCUAUGAUCAGCUCAGAAUCUUUCGACAACGCGCGUGGAUAUUCUGCGACAAUACCAGAUUAUAUCCACCGGUAGACAUGCAUUUCCCGAGUACUGGCACUCUGGCAAAACAAAGCUUUCUGGCUAUGAACCUUGGCUCUUCAGAAUGUAACGUGCCCAGCCGACGGCGAUCCCCAGAAUGGCAAGACUACUGGGCCGGACGAACUUUGGAAUCCCCAUCUGUUUAUGAUGAGGAAGUAGACGAGGAGGAGUUGCCGUGGAGUAGCCCGGUUCAUAUUCCAAGUUUCUAUGACAGUCCUCAUAGUCAAGGACUGAGUACAUUUUGGCGGCAAGAACAGUGGUAUGCAGAAGAUUGA